Argiope bruennichi is the source of this 8114-nucleotide messenger RNA. RefSeq names its product brain tumor protein-like (gene mei-P26). The coding region runs from base 274 to 2868 and encodes 864 amino acids. NCBI's taxonomy places the organism in Eukaryota, Metazoa, Arthropoda, Arachnida, Araneae, Araneidae. The record is from RefSeq and is a predicted model, not a curated record. Gene Ontology annotation, biological process: positive regulation of DNA-templated transcription. Gene Ontology annotation, cellular component: nucleoplasm; chromatin. The transcript has 11 exons. Gene Ontology annotation, molecular function: protein binding; zinc ion binding; ubiquitin-protein transferase activity.
CCGAAAGAUAGUUCGAUUUCUAAGUUACGGAAAGUUUAAUUAUGGUUAACAUUCUGCUUGUUAUUCUCCAAAGAAAGUUUGUUGAACUUAAAUAUAAUUUUCAAAACUUUGUUUAUUUAAAAUUCUAAGUCAUCGAAAGCAUACCUGGCGGUUGAAUACUGAGUAAAAUUAUACGUUUGUUAACUAAUACAAAAGUAGAAGGGGAGCCGUUCUCCAUCAACUGCCCUUCAACUUUUCCUGGACGUGAAAAAUUUCCUGCGUAAAAGUUAUGUGAUGGCGUCGCAAGAUAUGGCACUUGCGUCUUGUGAAGAAGAUGUAACAGAUGGUUGCCACAUAUGCAAAUCAAAAUUUGAGCAGCCAAGAGUUUUAAGCUGUCUGCAUGUUUUCUGUGAAGAAUGCCUAAAGAAGCGUCUCUCUGAAAAUGGAUUUGUGCAAAAUACUCUGGAAUGUCCAGUUUGUGGACAGGAAACGGAGGUUAAUGGGAAAGGAAUUUCAGGAUUGCCCCUGGAUUACAUAGCUUGUAACAGAAUUGACUUAAAAGCUAUGGAAAAAACCCAAAUUGUGUGUACCAGCUGCAAAGCAAAGGAGACUGCUGUUGCUCGUUGCACUGAAUGUGCAACAUUUCUAUGUCCAAACUGUGUCACUGCUCAUCAGUUUAUGAGAUGUUUUGAAAGUCAUAAAGUACUGUCUUUUGAUGAGAUGAAAGGUGGUGGCGAAAACUUUACUACUAUCCAUAAACCUGUUGCUUGUGCCUCUCAUCCCGAUGAAGUGAUGAAAUAUUACUGUCAUACAUGCCAUGUCCCUAUUUGCAAUGAAUGUAUGGUUGUAGAUCAUAAGCAACCUGAACAUUGCUAUGAGAAAGCUGUUGAUGCUGAACAGAAGCAAAGAGAAGAACUCCAAAACUUAAUUACAGAAAGCAAAAGCAAAGUACAGUUCUGUGAUGAAGCAACUUCUGUAUUGAAUUCUCACUUGUCUGAACUUGAAAUGCAACGGGACAAUGCCAAGUCUCAUAUUGAAGAAACAUUCCAAAGCUUUAAAGCUUUAUUGGAGAAAAGGAAAGAACAGCUUUUGAAAGAACUCGAUUCAAUACACUCUUCUCAAGAGCUUCAAAUCAUGGAUACUUAUCACAUCUUUGAGAAGACUAAUGAAAAGAUUGAGGAUGCUUGCAAAUUUACAGAAAGGCUUUUAGCCUGUGGCAAUACUCUUGAAAUACUAAGUUUAUCAUAUGUUGUUGGGAAACAGUUGUUAUCAUUGAUUAAUAAUACUCCGAAACUUGACAUCUCAGUUGGAAUAACGUUUGAAACUGAUGAAAAAAGGUUUGAAGAAAGCAUAAAAGAAGCAUUUGGAAUUGUAAAGAAACCAGAGCCUCCUGUUAAAAAGGAAGACUCCCCUGCAUCUCAAAAGACCUCGCCCAUGCAUUCCAGUUCAUCUUUUGAAAGUGAUGCAUUUAGUCUCUCAACUGGUGUCCUUACUCCUGAGAAUCCUCUUCCUUCUCUGGAUGUGGAUCUUGCUAAUAAUAUAGUAGCUCAGUAUAAUCUAGCCCAAUUGGCGGGCAUGGCGGAAAGAAGCAUAUCUCAGAAUUCAUGUAAUGCUACUACACCCCCUCUCAAUUUUUCUGAGCUUUUAUGUCCUACUACUGAAGGUGACGUAACAGCACAGUUUAAUGCACUCACUAAUCUUACAGCACUAGCAAAAAUGGGCUCUAUAUCCAUAAAUAAUGGUCAACCGUCUUUAAAUGGUCAGAUGGCUAGUUUGAAUCUGCAUAAUAAUCCUAUACCUAAUUCUCCACCAUCUGGAAAUCAAGUUUUGAGAGUCAUGAACACUCCAUCACCCAUUGAAGGACUUGAAAGUCUGCUGGGAAGUAACCCUAUUGUUAAUACUGGUUCCAGAGUUGGAAGUCCUUUGAAUGGCCCAGUAAUGAAUGGAACUCCUUUGCUUGGACAUGGACUUCAUAGCCCUCCUAUUUUACCACCUUCUGCUUUAUCACCUAUCUCGGGGCAGACAUAUAAUCCAACACCAAGGAGCUCUUCUGUGAAGCUGAGUACCAUGCAAAUCAGAUGCAAAUUUGGACAAUUGGGUCCUGGUAAAAGUCAGUUCAGCUCGCCACAUGGAUUUUGUUUGGGGCUUGAAGAAGAAAUCAUAGUUGCUGAUACUAAUAACCAUCGGAUUCAAGUGUUUGAAAAAACUGGUGACUUCAAAUAUCAGUUUGGAGUUGCUGGUAAAGAGGAAGGUCAGCUUUGGUAUCCUAGAAAGGUUGCCGUGAUUCGAAGUUCAGGUAAGUUCGUUGUCUGUGACAGAGGAAGCGAGCGAUCAAGAAUGCAAAUUUUUACAAAAACUGGACAUUUUUUGAAGAAGAUAGCAAUACGUUACAUUGAUAUUGUAGCUGGCUUAGCCAUAACUAGUGAAGGCACCAUUGUUGCUGUGGAUAGUGUUGCUCCAACAGUAUUUAUUAUAUCUGAAGCUGGAGAUCUUUUACAUUGGUUUGAUUGCAGCGAAUAUAUGAGAGAACCAUCUGACAUAGCUGUUUGUGCUAAAGAGUUUUACAUAUGUGAUUUUAAAGGUCAUUGCGUUAUAGUAUUUUCUGAAAAAGGGAAAUUUCUAAGAAGAAUUGGCUGUGAAAAUGUCACUAAUUUUCCUAAUGGAAUUGAUAUUAGUGAUGCAGGUGAUGUUUUGGUUGGAGACAGCCAUGGGAAUCGUUUUCAUAUUGUUGUUUUUUCAAGGCAAGGCAAUUUGUUAUCCGAAUUCGAGUGCCCUUAUGUUAAAGUUAGUCGAUGUUGUGGGCUUAAAAUAACAUCGGAAGGUUAUGUGGUUACAUUAGCCAAAAAUAAUCAUCAUGUUUUAGUUUUAAAUACGUUAUAUAUUAUGUAAAGAUUGUGGCCUCUUCCAUAUAUAGACUACCUUUAGCGGUUGCUUAGGUAGUAUUACUUAUUAAAGAGCAUUUAGACUCCAUGUUUCUUUUAAGGCCAGAGUAUAGUUACUGGAUUAUAGAAUUUAUAAAAGCCAUAUCUUAACUGUCAAGUAUGCCAAUUGCAUCGAUAUUUAGAUAUAUUUAGAUCAUAAGGUUGCUAUGUAAUAGUUGAUCUCAUAAAAUGUGUAGUAUAGCAUUUUGUAGUUAAUUCUGUCUAGGAAUUACCCAUAGCAGCUACAUAUGAGUGGACUGAGCUGCCUUUUGUACCAGUCUACAACCUUAGAUAAAAGUAUAUACAUCAUGUAGUCCUUUAGUGUAGCGUUGUUUUACACUUCGUCGUAGCAGAGUGCGUUGAGAGAAUUAUAUUUACACAUCUGUGAAGUAGCCUGUGAUAUAUAUACAUAUAUACAUAUAUAACACCUAAAAUUUACAACACAAUUGCUCACAAUAUUCAUUUAAAAUUCACCUUUUAACGUUUUUCAGAUUGUUGUUUGAAGAUUAAACAAAGUUAUUUUGUAGGAUGACAAUCUUGGCAUUGUGUCUUCUGUGUUGAUGUAUCUACUUAGUGUUCAUAAUUAUAUAUCAACAUUUGUACUUAAAUCUGGAAUUCUGCUUUUGAAUUUUAACGUGCAUAGUUAUUAGCCAUUUAGUUUUAUUUUCCUUAUCAUUUUAUCAUUUUGUAGAAACAUCGAUCUUCCAAAAUAGGAAACGAAUCCUUUUUAUUAUAGUUUAUAUUAUAUAUUAAAAUACAUUUAUCAGAUAUUUUGUAAUUAACUUUGUAUGACUGCUGAACCAAAACUAAUGGUAGCAGUAGAUGUCUUUUAUUAAUUUUAAGAUUAUAUUUUUUGUAUUAUCAUCCUAGUCUUUGUGGAAUGUUUAAUGCUGCAGCAGUUAUCACUUUUUUUUGUGUUUGUGAAAGCUGACAGCACUGUAAUUAGUGCCAAUUCUGUCUGCUUUGUGAAUUUGCUGUAAUUUUCAGAUUUUAUAUCAGAAUAUUGAGAUUUUGGCUGCAGCAAUAGUAUAUACUAUUUUGAAUUUGGAAUUGAUCUGUGGUGUUUGCUUUCUGAUACUAAAUCCUGAAGUGCUGCUUCAUUAGGCAUUCCUGUGUGAAAGAGAUAUAGACUCAAAAUGUAUUCUGAACAAACUCUUCUAUGCACAAUUUGUAAGGCAAGCAUUGGAUAAUGUUUGUGUGCAUUCUGUUGUAAUUAGCUGGGCUGUUCCAAAUAAAUGGGACUGUUCCAUGCUUGCAAAACAAAUGCUUAUGUAAUUGUUUACUGUUAUAUGAGCAUUGGGUGUUUAUUUUUUGUGUUAUUUUGAAAACCAUUUUCAUAUACAAUUGUAUUUAAUAUUUACGUUACUUUUCUUUAUUUAAUCUUUUGAUUUUCAGGUGUGACCAGGUUUAUGUCUCAUCGAAUUUUAAAGUUGUUUUAUAUGCUGUUAGUUUUUUCUCUUUUAUUUAGUGUGGAGAAAUCAACUUCACUCAUUGUAUUUAUACAGAUAAGUGUUCGAUAUGUUAGCAAUAGGCUCGAUCAAUACUUACGUGGCAAAGCAAAAAUUUUUCACUCCUCUAUUCCUGAGUUAGUGUUUACUUUUAUAUUUUCGCCCUUAUGACAUUCCACUAUAAUAACCUUUAUAAAGCUUAUAGUGCUUGCUAGUCUAGUCACAUAGCUGAAAAACACUAAAUGAAGCAAAAGUAGGGCAUAGUUCGGAUUGCCACCAAUUUCCAUUUUUUUAAAAAGAAGUUUUUGAUGUGUUAUUGUUUAUUUAAAGCUAUGUGAUGUUUUUAUUGUGGAAAAUGUAACUAAUCUAUGCAACUAACUGUGCAGGUAAUUAAAUUAAGCACGUCUGGAUAAAAUUUUAAGAAAUUUAGGCAUAGUAUUUCAAAAGUUGAAAAAUAAUUACCUCAUGCAGUUACCAGUAAUGUUGAUCAGAGUCAAAUUUUUAUUAUUUUUUAUAUCUAAUCACUUACUAUGAUUUUCCCAACUUUUUUCCCCCUUCUUUUUUGAGCUUCAAGAUUCUGGAGCUUUUUAGCUAAUUUAUAUGCAAAUGUGAUAACUCUAUCCAGAAAUGCUCUGAAAAGAUAGUCUACUUUUAAUUUAAGAUGUACAUAUAAAUUUAUAUAAGCACAGAUUUAUUACUCAGAGCUUAAAUUCUGGUUAAAAUGAAAAUUAUGAAAAAAAUCUCAAUUUAAUUUAUUUACAAUUAAGUUUUUUUUAUGUAUGUUUUUAAUUGUUUUGUAUUAAAGUAACAAAGUUUUUAAUUUAAUGAUUUUUCAAACAAUUGUUAUAGAUUUUUUUUUUAAAUUUUGAGCUAUUCUUUGUAAUGCGAGAUAAGGGUUAAAAGAAUUAUAUAUCUAAUCCUUGUUUUGUAUGUUUCGAUGAACUUUUAUUGGAGAUCUAAAUAUAUAUAAUGUGCACAUGUUGAUUUCUUGGUUGUUUGCAUAAUUGCACGAUAAUUAUUGUGCAAUUACGAUAAGUAUGUUAAUUAAUGCGCGGCAUGUAUUAUAUGUUUAUUGCAUAAAAGUAAUGUAUAUGAGAAAGAGUUAAUCAUGCUCAUUCUUUUUAAUUGCUUGUACAAGUUUUUGUUAAAAUGUAGUCUGUUUUAAGGUAGUGUAUAUUGUAGCUGCAAAUUUAUUCAAUUUUUAUCUGAAGUUACAAUCAAUAUAUACUUGUUAGCUAUAUUUUUUUUAGAGCUUUACUACUUUAUCAUGCAGAAUAGAUGUAAUAUAAAAUAUUUGUAAAUUUAAGUCUAUGUAUCUGUAUGUCAGCAAUUUUAUAAAAACAGAUACUCAUACAGUAGAACUUCUAUUAAAUCGCAAGGUAAGCAUAACUGCAACUAACUUAACUCAUGAUAUAUACUAAUUCUCGGAAUAAUACUCUCCGUAUAUAAAAUGCAUUUUUUCCUCCUUGAGUUGUAGCAUGUUUCAGCACUCAAUCUCGAGUUAUAUAUAUCUAAUACUAGUAUGGGUAUUAGAUCUAUAUGAUUUCUGUUAAUCAAUUAUAUACAUCUAAUACUCUUGAAUAGCAAUUAUUGAAACCCGGUAUUAUUAUGGAGGUUCUACUGUAUCUCUAUUGCUGAGUAUUCAUAAAUACUCAGUGUUUACGGAUGCAAUUUUUUCUAAUAGAUACUGAUGCUCAGUGUUAACGGAUGCAAUUUUUUCUAAUAGAUACUGAUGCUCAGUGUUAACGGAUGCAAUUUUUACUAAUAGAUACUGGCAAAUUUAUUGCUUGAAUCUUAAAUUUGUUGAAUACGUAAAGUUCGUACCCAACUAAAUAAACAUGUUCAUUUAUAUGAAAUGCGUUUAUAUAGUAUUACGUUAUAAGAGGUGAAUGUGUUUGCUGCCGUAAAUAUUUAACUGAAGUUGCAAUCAAUCAUACUAAUUAAGUAUAUUUUUUUAUUUAAAACUCUACUCCAAUGUCAUAUAAUGAAAUGUAAUAUAAGUUCUUUACAUUUAUAUAUUUAAAGAAAUUUUUAUAAGAUAUCUAACAAUGAAGCUCUCUUAAAAAGGAAGCAAGAUGAAGUAAUUAGCACAUACAAUUGUUUUAGUUGAUAUUUCAUGUUUAUCUUAUUUAAAAGUACUAAGGGUUUUUCCCUUUUUCUGAUUCCUAGUCUGUUUAAUGAAGAUUAUUUUAAAGGUGGCCACCUUUUCUAUGGACCAUUGUAUAUUUGCUUUUACAUUAAAUUAGGCUCAUGAUCUGAUGAAUGCAAUUUUAUUUACAAUUUUGAUUUCUAUUCUUGUUCCUACUUGAAAGUCUCCUAAGAUUAUGAAUUUUCUUGUAAAAAAUCUAUGAAUACUUACAAAAAAUAUUUCCUUAUCAAGUAUCAAAAGUUUCCUAUUUUGUUAAUGAAUGAAUUUUCAAUUAUAAAUCAUAUUUAAAAGCACCAAAUACCUUGUUAAAAGUUGAUCUCCCCCUCUUCUAAAGGCCUUUUUGUACUGAAAUGUUUUAAAAUAAUUCUUUAAAUGCAGUAUUUGCUACCUCUUGUUAAAGUUCAGAACUAUAUUAUAGCCAGUUUACAUUAUAUCAUGACCAGAGAUAUAUCUAUAUAUACAUAUAAUUUUUAUGCCUAUUAUAUAGAAUUUCUGACUCUAGAGUUGUCUUUCAUUAGAUUACCUGAAUACUAGUCUGGAGGCUUAAAUGUGUACAAUUUAAAAAGUUAUUGUAAAAACAUGUAGGGCACUAUAAUGCCAUAACUUUUUUUUACUCUGUGAUGCUGUAGUUAGCUAGAGUAGGGUAGUGUUCCAAGAUGUAGUUUGGUAAUAAGCAAAGUAAAUAAUACUUAUAAAAAAUUUUCUUCCUAGGUAGUAAACAUAUUUGUUUACUUUUGAAUUGAGGUCAUGAUAUAUUUGAUCUCAUUUAAUAUUAUAUGCUUACAACUUGCAACACUAUCUUAUUUAUUCUAGCUACUGUAGCUAUACAUUGUAUUUUUUUUAUCUUAAUGUACAAAUUGAAGUCUCUUAUCUUUUUUACUUACUAUGCAAUAUUUAUUUACCAUGACAAAAUACAGGCGAGCAUUUUCGUGUUAUAUUGCGAAUUUUUCACAUAGGUGGCUUCCGUUUACAUGCUUUUCUUUGAGGCAAUAUAUGAAAAACUUUGUUUUAGAUUUCUGCGUACUUGAAUUGUGGUAUUGCAUGUGGUUCCUGUACACCAAAUUCAAUGCCACAUGUUUAUCAUGCACUGUCCAUUUAUUGUCAGAGUUUACACUUUUUGAAGUUUAUGUAAUCUUGGUCCCUUUUCCAAAGCACUGAAGUAUUUGGUGCUGUUUUACAACCAUAUUAAUGGAGCAACAUUUGUUAAUUGUGACUUCAAAUGAAAUAUAUAUAUAUAUAUAUUAUAUUAUCUUUAUUGAUUAUGAGGAGUUAAAUUUUUGAAAAUGAUUUUGUGCCUAGAUUUUUUGCCAUAUAACCUAUUGUACAUUAGUACAAAAUAAUUGAUCCCCAACAUUCUGGGUGUCGAGUUAGUUUGUUGUUGGUCAUGCUGUUUGCAAUAAUUUAGCAUAAUAAGUAUUUAUAUUAUGCAUCUGGAAUAUGUUCAAUAAAACCAAAGCAGUACAUGAACAAUAGACAUUCAGAAGUUGGAGGGAUCCGGAAUAAGGUAUAUUGCAUUUACUUGUGCUAUUUUUGGAAAAGCGUAAUGGAUGAAGUUUGUAAUAAUGUUCCAUGUUUAUUCAAAAUAAAAGCUGUUGCAUUCUAUUCCUUUGUUUAAAA